Messenger RNA from Amyelois transitella, 1353 nucleotides. RefSeq lists its product as uncharacterized. The transcript is spliced from 5 exons. The record is from RefSeq and is a predicted model, not a curated record. Bases 305 to 850 code for a protein of 181 amino acids. NCBI's taxonomy places the organism in Eukaryota, Metazoa, Arthropoda, Insecta, Lepidoptera, Pyralidae.
CUAGGCGUUCAGACUCUCAUAAGAAUUAUACCGAACGGCCGACUGCGCCGCGCUGCCGCACUUGUUUUUCACGAAUUUUCCCUCCGUCGUGAUCCUCUACGAAGUGGGAAACUUAUUCAGUUUGUAAUAAAUUCGUUUGAAUUUUUUUUGUGGUGCAAAAAUAGUUGAAAGUUGAAAAUUUGAGUGAGAACCAGUGAAUAUUGUAUUAUAAACAAGACAAACGGUCAAGAGUCAUGAAGCGGUAAUGAACUUUCAUGAUACAAUUUGAUCUAGAAAUUUUAAAGUAAAACUAACAAAAGUAAAUAUGAAGAGGCUUAAGACGUUUUGUUGCUGCGCGUCCACCCGCACAGGCUCCAUCAUCACAGGAGCCCUGGGCAUCAUCCUCUCCGUGGCCACAAUCAUAGCUGUAUGGCUGUUCCAGAAACAUUUCGUCAGAUUUACCACGUACAUAUUCGAUGAAGAAUUCGAUAAGAAACUAGCAGACUUAGACAUUCCGAGAAUAAUCAUAACUAUCAACUUAUGCUUCACGAUUUUAAUUUGCUCUCUACUCAUCAUAGCAGUAUGUAAGAGGCGGUCAUGGCUCAUGUUGCCGUUCGUGGUGUUGGGGGUGGUGCUGGCCAUCGGCCUGCUCAUCAGCAUCCUCCACACCUCUAUUACAUACUACCUCAUGGACUACAAAACAGAAGAUGAACGCUACAACCAGAUUCUUCUGGCUACGGCUAUACUGAUAGGCGGAAUAUUAUACUUGUGUUUGUAUCUUUACGCAUGGGCAGUUGUAUUUAGCCACUACUUGGACAUCCGUGACGAAGAAACCAGGGGUAGAUACCGAAAGGCGCCAUACCGAAGAUAGAGCUUUAAAAGUAUUCAAAUACUUUCGAAAAAGCUUUCGAAGUACAUGACAUAUUUUGAACUAUAUUAUAUAAUGCAUAACAACAGAAUAAUUUGACGAAUGCAUCAUAAUAUUAGACUGAAUAAAGCAAAGCAUCAACUCGAUCGAAUCGAUUUCAUACAGAGAUAUAGUAAGAAAUAAUUUCCCAACUGUCAGAUGAUGAACAUUGUACAAAAGAUGAUUUUACUGCGGCAUCUGACUUCGCAUGUUUUUAUGCUACAAAAAAUAAAUUAAAUUAAACAUACUUAUAAGCCUUAAUACUUUGCCUUGAUUCUUAAUCAUCUUUGUAUAAUCUGUUGGUACUAGGGUAACUUCCCAAGAAUUUGAUUCGGCGGUACCACUAAUGAGAGGACACUGUCGCAGUCGCAGGCUGCUAAAAAGGUCAUGGUCUAGAAUCUUGCUUUAAUUGAAAUUUGAUGUUUAGAUAUCUAUAAAUAAGUAAAUAUAAGUAUUUAAUUAAUAUU